Messenger RNA from Lasiosphaeria miniovina, 1182 nucleotides. Its product is annotated as inositol-pentakisphosphate 2-kinase. The transcript has 2 exons. Lineage: Eukaryota; Fungi; Ascomycota; Sordariomycetes; Sordariales; Lasiosphaeriaceae. Gene Ontology annotation, cellular component: nucleus. Bases 1 to 1182 code for a protein of 393 amino acids. The record is from RefSeq and is a predicted model, not a curated record. Gene Ontology annotation, biological process: inositol phosphate biosynthetic process. Gene Ontology annotation, molecular function: inositol-1,3,4,5,6-pentakisphosphate 2-kinase activity; ATP binding.
AUGUUGCCUGAUUCCACAACAGAACCAACAAGCGCAAGCGACGCCAUACCGGACUUGUCUGUCUUGCUGGCGGCCUGGGGUGGCUAUCACUUCAAGUUUGUCGGCGAGGGCGCCGCCAACCUGGUCUUUGAUAUCAUCCCGGUCCACACGGACGGGGAUAGCAAUGCCAACGACCCAAGCGAAGAUAUACUCAAAGGCCACCUCCUACGCGUGCCCAAGGCCGGGACGCAGGCGUACAAGCACGACGAGCUGCAGGCGUACUGGGAGACGGCCGUGCAGCCCCUCUUUGAGCCUCGGGACCUGGUGCAGCAGCGCCUUGUCCGGCUCGGCGGUGCCGGCGGCGGGCUCGUCGCAGCGCGGCUGAAUGCCGCGUUGCGGACAGACGAGGACGGCCGCCGCGGCGACUUCCAGGGCAGCCAGGUCGCCGCGGCCGAGUACGGCAUGCUGGUCGAGGACAUGCGCAAGAAAAGCCACAGCGACUUGAUCGUAGAAUUCAAGCCCAAGUGGCUGAGCCAAUCGCCCAACGCGCCCGUGUCGGCGACGCGUUGCCGCAACUGCGCUCGGGAGGCAUACCGGCGCAACCACUUCCACAGGAAGAAGAAGCAGCAGACCAGCACAGCUGGACCCCCCACCACAAUAACAACUACUGGCACGAGCAGCAGCAGCAGUACUCACGAAACAACACCCCUUAUUUUAUGCCCGCUCGACUUCCUCGCCUGUACUAGCAGCACCAGCAGCAACGAAGCUCUCGACCGCUUAGUAGACCAGCUUAUCACCGGGGCUAGUCCCCACGGCCAGCAGCACCAGCAGCACCACAGCCGGCUAAAGACGUGGCUAGCGACGAACUCGCUGCUCGCGCGACUGCGCGACGCGCAGCUCGCCAACGACAGAUGCGGGCCACUAGGCGCCUCAGCCCCCAACGGUGAGCUCCAGCUGGCCAUGACGCUGCGGGACUGCACGUGCUUCGUGCGGGUAUCGGGGGAGGGCGAGGACGAGGACGGGCGGGUCGAGGCCAAGAUAGCGGACCUGGACAAGAAGAACGGCGAGGCCAAGAUGGGAUAUUGGCAGGAGACGGAGCGGCAGCUGAUUGACGGGGGCUACUAUGACGGAACCGAGGAGCCGCGGCAGGUGACGAACUGCCAGGUCGAGCGAUCUGGGACCAAGGUUACGAAAGACGACUAA